Messenger RNA from Aureobasidium subglaciale EXF-2481, 1447 nucleotides. RefSeq lists its product as uncharacterized. Gene Ontology annotation, cellular component: nucleus. Lineage: Eukaryota; Fungi; Ascomycota; Dothideomycetes; Dothideales; Saccotheciaceae. The transcript is spliced from 3 exons. Gene Ontology annotation, biological process: protein dephosphorylation. The record is from RefSeq and is a predicted model, not a curated record. Gene Ontology annotation, molecular function: protein tyrosine/serine/threonine phosphatase activity. The coding region runs from base 310 to 1266 and encodes 318 amino acids.
CCGCCCCUGAGAAGCAGUGACCAAGGGGGUUUGCAGAUAGGUUGAGCAAGAAGUCUGCACAAGAGGAAGCUCCGAAGCUCAAAAGACACAAGCAUGCAUGUUUAACGGCGGUAUCGGCGAGUGGAGUCGGUGCGUGAUUGAUAUGCAUAAUUAUACAGCCUUGCCAAGACGAAAUGUGCGAUUUAUGCGGUGACCUUAACCAUCCACCUUGUCGUGGCGGCGGCCUGUAUUGCUUGGACUCGAAGAACAUCAAGAUUUAUUCAUCCUCUCCGAACCGAACAACACUGUGAUCGAUCUCGCGAAAACACCAUGUCUCUGCUCGACAAAGUACCAGGUGAUCUCAAGCUCUAUAUCGGAGGUCUCUUCACACUAAGACGCAAAGACCAACUUGCUGAGGCUGGCAUCACACAUGUACUGUCCGUUUUAAGGCUCCCACUGGACGAAAAGCUGUUCGAGGGAUACAAGCACAAGGUUGUCGAGGUUGAUGAUGUCGACGAUGAGAAUCUGCUUGAACACUUCCCGGCGGCCACUCGGUUCAUCGAAGAGGGUCUUGCAUCUGGAGGUGCAGUUCUUGUUCACUGUGCAAUGGGAAAAUCACGGUCAGCUACAUGCGUGAUUGCGUACCUCAUGCAAAAGUACCACAUCUCACCUUCCGAGGCUCUGGAACAGAUACGACAAAGUAGGCCACUUUGCGAGCCCAAUGACGGAUUCAUGCAGCAACUCGAACUCUACCACGAGAUGAACACACCAGAGAACGUGGAAGAUACACCAACGUAUCAGCGAUGGGUGUACCAGCGAGAGGUCGAAUUGAGCCGCGCAUGUGGACAAGCUCCGGAAGCAGACAAGAUCCGCUUCGAAGAUGAGCAUGCGGCAACAAAGGACGAUGGUGGUUUUGUUAUGCGAUGCCGAAAGUGCAGACGCAAUCUGGCAACGUCACAAUUCUUGAUCGUCCACGAAUCGCAAAGAGGACCGGAUCAUUCUUGCACACACUACUUCCUGGAUCCUCUCUCAUGGAUGCGACCAGAGCUAGAAAAGGGAGAAGUGGAGGGAAGACUGGAGUGCCCUAACCAGAAAUGCAAAGCCAACGUGGGAAAGUAUGCAUGGCAGGGUAUGCGCUGUAGCUGCGGAGAGUGGAUAGUGCCGGCUAUCAGUCUAUCGAAGGGCAGAAUAGAUGAGGCAAAGAGGCGAGCUGUUGAUCCCAGCGCCAUGGGUAUCCGUAUGCCGGCAACGGCCAACCCACGAGGUCCUGGACAGAACAAUCUCUGAGCCAUGAUGAUUGAUCAGACAGUGGGUUUCCAAACGGACUGACGACCGAUAUGACGCCGCACUCUUACAACCCGCGGGAGAUAGUGAAUGUUCUUCGUACCUAGAAGGGAGGUUCUGUUUACAUACAAUCACUAUCCUCAACGUUUAUUAUUCCGAAUGCACCUUGAUGGUUCAGACUGAC